AUGGCCAUGCACGACUCGCGCAACGGCUUAUACCUCUCCCAUGUCCCCAACCUUUCUUCAACCAGAACUACCACCAUGUUGUCUUCCUUACGGUUAGCUGCGCGUUCCAGAGGUUUUGCAACCCAUUCCACCGUCCAGGGAUUCAAUGGCGCGGUAGGCAACACACCUCUUAUCUAUCUCAAAGGGCUGUCUGAGAAGACUGGUGCCCAUAUCUAUGGCAAGGCCGAGUUUCAGAACCCCGGUGGAAGCGUCAAGGAUCGAGCAGCCCUCGGCCUCGUCCAGGACGCUGAAGAGCAGGGCUUGAUCAAACCGGGAGGAACUAUCGUCGAAGGGACCGCUGGAAACACCGGCAUCGGUCUUGCGCACGUCUGCAGAGCAAAAGGCUACAAGUGUGUGAUCUACAUGCCCAACACACAGAGCCAGGAAAAGAUUGACCUUCUCCGCAUGCUCGGUGCAGACGUCCGACCCGUACCUGCAGUCGCUUUCGAGAACCCUCUCAACUACAACCACCAAGCUCGUGAAUUCGCAGAGAGCAUCGAAAACGCGAUUUGGACGAACCAGUUUGACAAUACCGCGAACGCCAAAGCGCACUACCUCACGACAGGUCCGGAAAUCUGGGAGCAGACCCAAGGACGCGUCGACGGGUUCAUAUGUGCGACGGGCACUGGCGGCACCCUAGCUGGGGUCGGGAAGUACCUGAAGGAGAAGAGCGACGGCAGGGCACAGAUCUGGCUUGCGGAUCCCCCCGGCAGUGUGCUUACAAGCUAUGUCACGAGCGGUGGGAAGCUCAUCGAGAGAAGCGGUAGCUCUAUCACAGAAGGUAUUGGUCAAGGUCGUAUUACGGAUAACCUUGCAACAUUCAUCAAUGACAUCUCUGGAGCGUUUACCGUACCAGACGAAAAGUCGAUAGCUACACUAUACGAGCUGCUGGACACAGAGGGUCUAUACCUUGGGGCUAGCACAGCCCUCAAUGUCGUUGCCGCGGUCGAACUUGCUCAGAAGUUGGGUCGGGGGUCGAGGGUCGUUACCAUCCUUUGUGACGGUGCCUAUCGUUAUCAGAGCAGACUCUUCUCGAAGAAGUGGCUGGAAAGCAAGGGUCUCGAGGAUGCUAUCCCAUCUCAUCUCAAAAAGUACGCCGUCUUAGAUUAA
Molecule: messenger RNA, 1149 nt
Organism: Cyclocybe aegerita
Lineage: Eukaryota; Fungi; Basidiomycota; Agaricomycetes; Agaricales; Hemipholiotaceae
Source: the annotation of a GenBank genome assembly